GAAUGGAUUAAGUUGCAAGGAUACUUUACUGUCAUAUGUGAAAGCUAACGGGUAAAUUCAUAGUGAUAGUUUAUUCAUUCUGGCUACCGAGUUAUAAUAUAAUUUUACAAGAAUUAAGAAUUUUGGUGUUAAUGCAAGAUAAUCUGACUUGAUUUGUAAGAGGCAUGAAUACUCAAGAUAUAAUACAUCAAGCUCAGGAUGUAUUCGACAGAGUCACUCACCGCUCAUCUCCACUUCUGCCUACUUCAGAACGUAAAUCUGAUUCUGCCUCAAGUACUAGUUCUGUUCUGACAAAUGUGGCACCUCCAUCUGCUCUUCCUUCCUUCAUAGCAUCCCCCUUUCCAUCAGUUAGAGCUCCUCUUCCUCCACAUGUAACAGCUCCAACACCCCCAUCAGGUCCCAGUUUUCCAUCACCUGGACCAUUACCUGUCAGUGGUGUAGCUUCACCAGUUGGUGGAUCCUCCAGUGGUACUCCUGGUCCAUCCCCUAGAACACUUCCCCUUUCUCCCCUCACUCGUCCAUGUGGUCCUUCUCCUCCACCACCAGCACCACCUCACAUCUCUACUGUACCAUCACAGAGUCACACAGUGGACCAAACCUUGGCUAGCUCUGGUCCUGCCCAAGUACUUGAUAAACAGUUAACUCAAUUGACCAGCCCAAUGCAUCCAUUGUUGACUGAGCCUCAUCCACCAGUUAGUGAAGGUAGUGUAGAUGCCUCUGCUUCUGUUGACCUUGGCUCACCUAGUGUAGCUGAACCAGCGGGCAAGCCUGGAGGAAGUGGUUGGUUAGGAUGGAUUCGUGGCACAGUGUCAAGUGUGAGCCAUCGUGUAGCUGAAAAAGCCAAGACUUCAAUGGAUACUAUGAUUACCACUCUGGAUCCUCAGAUGAAGGAAUUUAUACAUUCUGGUGGAGACAUGGAUAUUAUUGUUACUUCAGACAAGGAAAUCAAAGUUGGGGCAGUUAGGGAAGCUUUCCAGUUUAUUUUUGGAAAGGCAACAGUGAGUGGCAUGGCAGCUCAAGCAGAGGGAGUAGCUGCUCAGCCAGUUGGAUUUGAGGCUGCACUUGAGUCUGCUGAACAACGUAUUAACUUUCUCAGGUCUUCAGGACGUGUACAUCCACAGCAGCCUCUUGUAUCAGUAGAGAACUUUAUUGUUGAAUGUACACCUGAUUGCUGGUUUGAUCUUGGUUUUCUACUCUUGGAUGACCCAGGAGAGGACAUUGUCCUACAGACUUACACACAGGUAACGCCUGUCCCACUUGACUUUGUAAAUCAGGCCCGAAAUUCUACCCCGAAAGACUAUGUGUUUAAAAAUUCUGGCUUUACAACUACCAUUGGUCAGAUUGCCAGCCAGAAUCUUCAGGUGCAUCAUACAAUGUGGCAAGAGAGGUUAACAGGUGUGUCAAGAAGAGAGACAAUAGUUCUUGCUGCUCGUACUCUGGCUGGCCUCUACAAAUCAAGACUGUCUACUCUUUAGUACUGACUGAGGAGUUAUAUGGUGCCAAUGAACUAAAUAAAUUAAGAGAACUCUUUAAUAGUAGCAGAAAAUUGCCUUAAAUAUUAUAUCAUUAAUCUGAAUAUCAAGUUUAAUUUCAGUGGUGUGUAUUAGAGCAGUCAAUAAUAACCUUUUUUACGUUUGAAUUGAAUUUGCUUUGGUAUCGUAUUCAUAUCUGAACCAGUUAACUAACUUUUUGUACUGUUUGGGCAAUCUUGAAUACAGUACUACUUACUUUAAUACAGAGUUCUCGUUACGGAUAGAAUUAUAAAUUCUUAUAUUUUUCAUAUUAGCUUUCAAUAAAUUAUUAGUACAGCAAUUGUUUUUAAACAGUGUAACAAUGAAAGUACCCACUUUUUUUCUCUCUUGUAUUAAAGGGUUGUAUAUGGGGGUUACGUUGUCUUUUAUGUUGCCUUUGGAGAGCAUGAAAAAGUCUUGUCCGUGUUGACAAAUUAAUAUUCGCAGAAACCAAAAUUUAAUUGUAUUCAUUGUUAAAUGUUUUUGCACUUCAUCUAAUAACUAAUAUGUUACAUUUUAUCUUUAUUGCUUUUAUUUAAUGUGCAAAGAUAAAUAAAUUUGACACUUGAGGACAUGGGACAGAUUUAAAACUAAGCCAUGUUCAAAAAACCCAACAGUAGUGUCCUGAAUUUAUGAUUAUUAUGCAGGUGACUGCUAUAUUAUUUAUUUAAGCAUACUUUAUUAUGUUGUGCUUUUGUUUUAAGAGAAAGUAGUGUACUUUACCUCUCGUCUGUAAUCUCAUUCAUAUUAAUUUUUCACACAUUAUGAUAUAGCAUGGAUUCUAAUUAUCAAAUGUGUUUAUUUUUUUAAUUUUAGUUGUGCUAGGAUUUGCAUACAACUGUUCAGUGAAGCCUCCUUGUUUAUGGGUUGCAUUAUUUUAGACCCAACGAUUGUGAAAAACUCUCAGAUAUGCUAAGUGGCUGUCUACUUGCCUUGUAUGCCCCGUACAUGCUAGCACGCAGUUCUGGUAUUUCCUUACAUACUCAGAUAUAGACUAUCUCAAAAUAUUGCUGUAAUUAUGUUCAUGUUGACACCCUUAAGAAAAAGUAUCCAAAAAGAAAUAAGACUUGGGUGUAGAAAAUGCAGUGAGCACAUUGUGUUCAAUUCCACAUUUUAAGUCUUUUGCUGUGAGUGAAAAAAUAUGCAGCACUGACAUUGAUACUCUGGCACUCCACUAAACUCCCAAUUUUUAGAAAUUGAUCCCUUCUGUUAAAGUCCAGUUAGUGAAUAAAGAUGCUUUAAAAGAAGAAACUUCACUUUAUUACAGUAAGACCCCUGUAUUUGCAGUUCCAGUUAUUCGCUGUUUGCCAUGGCUCAAAAAUAACCCUUAAUUUUGCUCAAUAAUGGCCUCAGAGUGGAAGUUCUUCAAAACCUAAGAGAAGCCAUGAAGUGCUUCCCAUCAGUGAAAAAGUGGUAAAUUACACACAAUAAAUUGAGAAUUAUCAAUUAAACUUUAUAAUGGGUAUGUAUAGGACAUAUGUAUAGGGUUCACUACUAUCCAUGGUUUCAGUAUCCACGGUGGGUCCUUGGAACAUACCCCCCACAGAUACAGGGGUCCUACUAUAUAAGAAUUCAGACACACUAAAAGUGAGGCAUGAUACAAAAACUAAUGACGUUUGAAACUAUCAGUAUUUAUAUCAUGUUAAUGAAACCUUGCUCUCAUGUUGUGCCCAGAGGCCUCUUGUGUGGAAAGGAGGAGCAUCUCUAGUCAGAAGAGCACUGUCAACAUCUCAAAAUGUUUUGCAUGUUAAGGGAAUUUCUGCCUGCACACCUAAAUGUCCUCUACCUCUUUACAAAUAUUGUAUCAUGCUGAAAUAAAGAAUCUAAUCUAAUCCAUGGCCCAAGACUAUUCAACCUGCUACCAGCAGGUAUGAGAAAUAUUGCAUGAACAAAUGUAGAGGUUUUCAAGAGGAAAGUGGAUCAACCAGGCUGUGACUGCUAUGUGGGCAAGUGGGCCACUAACACCAAUAGCCUGGUCAAACAGGCAAUGAUCAGAAAUGCUCAGCCCCAGGCUGAGUUUUGAUGGUAGAAAUUUUUUUGAAACCAGUCACGUGUAUAUCACAGAAACAUCCUUAGAACAAUUAUUUUGCUGGGGAAGGGGGGUGUUACAACAAUGGUUCCUGGAGGCCUAGUGUCAUUGCUUCCCUGGAACUGUACCAGCAGUCAGCAACACCAGAGGCAGCUGUAGAGCUGAGGCAAGACUAAUAAAGCAACCAGCAGAUCAGAAGUUGGUCAGGGAAAGAAGAGUUUCACUUACAUUAAAAAUAACUUAUUGGCCCAUGUAUGAUUGCAGAGGAUCUGUCUUGUGAACCCUGGGCAAGCCUGGCACCUAGCCAAAGUCACCCUCACUUGAUCAAAAAAAGUAAGUUUCCUUGCAUAGUCCUAAACACAUGAAUACCAUCAAUGACAAGGUCGAGAGAUCAGUCUGAUUUGGGAGAACACUAUGCUAGGUAACCCCUGUAGGGUACUGCUGGAUGUUUAUACGGAGUGGAAUACCUUGUCACAACAACUGUAGACCUAAGCACUAUUAUUUUUGUUUAUGCUCUAAAGUUUUUGAGAACCUCACCAGAGCCUGGUGUAAUAUCCCUGGGUGGACCACAGAUCAGGGAUCACCGCCUGAUUUCUUAGGUACAGCUACUGUAGUUUCUAUACCUGUCACUUGGUAUAACAGAAGACAUUAGGCAAGACUGCUAAAGAUACCUUGCCUUCACUGGCUGCAGAUAUCAAAGGUACACUGAAUCCAUGAUCAGAAUGUCAAGAAAGAUGAUGGUGAGCAAUCCUUAAAACCAGAUGCAAUUAAAGACAUGGCUGUUAGACUUUGCUAUGAAAGUUAAGACACAGGUGCAACAUCUGGAUAUCUUUAUUGUAGACGUUUCGCCAUCCAGUGGCUUUAUAAAUACAGAUUCUAGGACAUAAUUGGAAGACAGGACAUAACUGUCUUCCAAUUAUGUCCUAGAAUCUGUAUUGAUAAAGCCACUGGAUGGCAAAACAUCUACAAUAAAGAUAUCCAGAUGUUGCACCUGUGUCUUAACUUUCAUAUUGUCGGUAUUUUAUACCUUUCUUGCACAGACUUUGCUAUAAAUUGGAAGUUCACCUCCAUUCAGGUGAAUCAAGAAGUGAGGAAAGGCCUUGUACAGAUUUAUCAUGGAUGUUCAACAGAACUGAAUGAGGAAAGUGCCAUCUCUGGCAUUGGAGACCCUUGUAGGUUUAGCACUUCUUUUUUAUUAUAAUAAUAAUUAUCUGGUGCUGGAUUUGAACUUGAAUGUGUGUACAGUUGCACUUUGCACCAAACUUUUCAGAAUCAGAUAUGAAACAAUGGAAGUGAAGUGUGUAAACAAAGUCAUCUAACCAACAUGAGAGGAAUGCCAGCUUUAUGAGGGAGGGGACAAGCAGUAGAAAAUAAACUCUCAGCAAAUGGAAAAGCAAGGAUACUUGCAGGACCUACCACUUCUGAUGACUGAUGAGCUGCCCACCCACAGUGGGUGGCAGGUGAGAGGCUCAGGGUUGUGAUGUGACUGCUUCAAGAAAGGAGGAUGAAGUUCUGCAGGGUGAGAUGAAACUGGUCCCUAACUCAAGUGGGAGUUUGAGUGCUUGUCAACAAGUGUAAUGCAUUUAAACCUUUAUAACACAGGGCAAGGAUGUAGGCAGGAUAGGAGGUCUGCCUGUUGCUGGUUUGGUCACUGGGUGAUUAAGGUGCAUGCUGACUGUAUAUUAUAUGACAACUCAGAUGAGAGCCUUAGACCUAGCCUUGGGACCUGGCCCUGGUUAAACCAGCCCUGCCAGGCCCCUGGGGUACAUUGAAAGUUCCUGGGGAGUUGCUCUGAAGUUGAACAAAGAAAACUAGAAGAGGUGUAGUUUGUUAAACAUUUAAAGCUAGAUAAGAUUUGUCUUUGGUCAGCUCACCAUGAACCACAGGUUUCCCUUCCACAAAUAUAUAUCAGUCAUUGGAAACCUCUGAGCUGAGCUUUCUUGUAUCAACAGGAAGCAUUUGGAAUAAGUUAUCUGGCUACCAUGAAGUGGGUGAAAAAAAAACAAUGUCUGGUGCUCUUAGAAAUUUCAGAGUAGAGGUAUGAAACCACACAAAUUCUAAGAAAUUAGUCCUCUUAGGGCACUGGGAAACUAGAUGCAGGCUGUACAGUAGUUCCUGGUAGAGAGUAGAGGAGUGGGUGUUUAUGCGACAACAUCCUGGUUUUAAAAAGCAAGUCAGCAUUGGGGGCCAACUGUAAAAAAGGCCUCCUAGUAUAUGUGAGCAAUCGCAUAUUGAGGGGAGGCACGGACAUCUAAUGUGGAUUGAAAUAGUGCUUCUGUUGACAUACUAGGUGAAGAGAGGCAAAUAAUGGCUGUGUUUUGGUUGCAUGCCAGGUGGCUAGCAGGACCCCACUGCAGAAGUUACUGCAUAAAAGAUACACUUGUGUAAUCACACUACAUAAGUACAAUGGACUUUCUCUCUAAUAAUUUGAAUACAGUGUAUAUUAUUAAGGUUAAAUUAUACAUUUCUUCUGUUAUUCAGAACACUUAUUUGCAUAACACGUGCAUAUUUGGAAUACACUUUUGAAGAUAGAGCAAAAGAUUUAAAAAUGUCUAGGAAUAGUUCUACUUGAGGCUACCCUCAAUUACCAAUUGUUUUUUCAGUGAUAAUUGUGAAAUGCUACUGUUGAUAUCCCAGUUUACUUAGCUGGUGUGUCUGCACUGAUGAAACAAUCAACUAUUAUGUUACACCAGUAUUCAGGAGUUAUGUACCAGUGCUCACUGAACGGUUCCUCGUUAAGUCAAUAUUAUGUUAACAUUUGUUACCAGUACUAAUCCAUUUGAUGGAAAUCUAAAGUUAUUGCUUGUUCCACUGCUUGGUCUGUUAUUAAUCUUAUUUUUUUCUCUUCCCUGAAUACUAUUCUUUUAUUUUAAUAUACAGUAUUUGUUCCUGUUUUCUUAUGCACGUAAAAUAAAUAUUUUCUAAUU
Molecule: messenger RNA, 6467 nt
Organism: Cherax quadricarinatus
Lineage: Eukaryota; Metazoa; Arthropoda; Malacostraca; Decapoda; Parastacidae
Product: protein PRRC1
Biological process (GO): activation of protein kinase A activity
Cellular component (GO): cytoplasm
Molecular function (GO): protein kinase A regulatory subunit binding
Source: RefSeq, a predicted model, not a curated record